AUCACUGUAUUGUUGUUCGGUAUCCGAUGCUUUUCUCUUUCCUCUAGGCGAAAGUUUACAUGCUUAACAUUUUAGGCUUCUGCUCUUCUUCGUGUACUUCUUCAUCCUGUAUGUGAGACUUGGAUUAUCACUUGCAUUUAUCUUCAACUACUCCUAUUUAUUCCUCUCAUCAGAGCUCAAAAGAACUGCGGGAAUCCUGUGACGGAUGACGUGAAGGACAUUACAAAAUUGGUUGGAAAUCUUCCAAAUGAUUAUAUGAUAGCCCUUAAAUAUGUCCCAAAGAUGGAUGGUCUGUCUAAUCACUGUUGGUUGCAUCUGAUGGUGCCUGAAUUGGCCAAAAGUUUGAAUAAUCUUCUCCAAAAAUUUUCAGAGAUUUCUGAAUCUCUAAGUAAUUAUUCAAUCAUCAAUAAUCUCACAAGAAUAAUAGAUGACCUCAUGGCAUGCCUAGCUUCUGAUAAAAAUAAGCAUUUUGUACAGAGAAAUAACCACCUUUAUAAAAAAGGCAGUUUCAUUCCUAAAGAAUUCUUUGGAUACUUUAAUAGCUCUAUAGAAGCCUUCAGGGACUUUCAAGCUGAGCACAGUGACUGCAUUUUUCCCACAACAACAUCAAUGCCAGAGAAAGAUUCCAGAGUCAGUGUCACAAAACCAUUUUUGUUACCCCCUGUUGCAGCCAGCUCCCUUAAGAAUGACAGCACUAGCAGUAAUAGAGAAGCCUUUGGUUCCAUUAGCAGCUCUAGCCUGCAAUGGCUAAGCAUAGCAAUGCCGUCCAUUUUUUCUCUCAUCAUUGGCUUUAUCCUUGGAGCUAUAUACUGGAAGAAAAAACAUUCAAAACACUCAAUGGAAGUUGAAAAUAUACAGUGUAAUGAAGAGGAUAAUGAGAUAAGUAUGUUGCAAGAACGAGAGAGAGAGGUUCAAGAAGUAUAAUUUUGCUGGGUGUCCACACUGUUACUUUCAUGCACUGCAGGUAACAGUUUCGCGAUCGCUUCACAACUGAAGCAGCUUUAAGCCAAUUCAUAUUCCGUCAGGAGCGACAGGCUGAGUCUGUAUUCAUUCUUGCUACCCAUGACUCCCUAAUGACGAUUCAGCUCUGGGACAAAGUGUUCAAAUGAAUUAAACAUCAUUAAAAAAGAGGGUACACAGAGGAGGACUUGAAGCUUUCGAAGGCUUGCGAUUGCAUUUAGGACAGAACCGAUACUGGAAUUGGAAGCAGACCCUGCCUCAUUCCCCACAACUCCGGAAACGUGUCUAAACCGAAUCUCCAAAAAAGAUUUUAUUCUUUGAUUACAAUCUGCACCCUAAGGUUUAUUCUUUUUCUAAUAGACUUCAGCCUGAAUCAUCACACAAAAAAAGAGAGAGACUACAGAGGCUAUGGUUAAAAACAAAGCAAUGUAAAGAAAUUGAAUCUUAGAGGUGUGAUGUCCUGGCAAGCUGGCUUUUCACUCUACAGAGCUAGGUUCCUAUUAUGAGUCACAGAGAGGAGACUUUAAAUCUAGCAGGUGAUUAUUUGCUUAGAACACCACCUCCACAUCUGACAUGGUUUUGGCUGGUCCUUUCCAUGCAGGUGAAACCAAUUAGGAAUUAGUAUCAAGGUGCAGUUAGGUUGGAGAGUUUAAAAAUAUAUGUGUGCGUGUGUUUGUGUCUGUGUGUAUAUAUGAAGAAGCUCUCAUCAUGGAUCAUCAGAGGAGUACUUGAAGAAAACAUGAGGCACCGCGAAGGAAGUCAUGCAUUUUUUCUUGGCCACUCAAAGUUUUUAAAUGUUUGUAAAAUACAGCAGAUCUUGUUAUAUGCUAGAACCAUUACACAGAUUUAUGUAAAGAGUGUUAGAAGAAAAUGCUGAAUGUGUGAAGAUUCCAUUGUAAAGUAUCAACCAAAAAUGGGGAAAUAUGGGAAUGAUGCCGUUUCCAUAGAUAAUAUUCAAAAACCACGUUCCCUACAUGCUGAGGUUGGAAGCGUGCUAAUUGACACCGAGAAAGCAAGUGAUCUGGAAAACGUUAUGGAAAGUAACUUAGUUACUACUAACAUGAUCUUCAUUACCCAUAUUCAAUUAUCCAUUGUUAGAAUCCAGUAUCCUUAUUUAUUGACGUUUUCAUUCAACGAGCGAAAGAAAUUCUUAUUUAGUUGCAUAUCUACUGCUUUGAAAAAUGUGCCACCACAUUGUCCAUGUAAAAGAAGAAUUAGGUAUGUAUUGCCAAAAUGGACCCUUAGUUUUAAAAUAUACUUGCAAACAGUGUGUUGUUGGGCUUACCUUUGACAAUAUUUUCCAGAUUCCUGGAAAAGACACUUACCUGAGACAUUAGCUUUAGCUUAUUUGACACAUCUUGAUUGAGGUUUUAAUUUCUUCAAUAUGCUAUGGAGCUAUAUCUGGAAUAAUAAAAAAAAUUAACAGACCUAGAUGUGAUCAGUAUGUUAUCAGUACCACAUAAACAACAAAAUGAACUUCUGGUCAUUCUCUUCUGGGAAUCUCAGAAGUAUGACCAGCUAACAUUUUACUUGUUCUUUGGAGUCAAAUAUUGUUAACCACUGGGUACCUUGUAAUGGUUUUUCAUUUUCAAAGUUUACCCGGAUCAUAACUACCAUGAUGCUUUCAGAAGUACAGUUAGGUCCUCCCGAUUGCCGUUAAAUCCUGUGAAGAAUUGGGUGAUACCUCUUUUAUAAAACUUUAUUGACUCUUUCUGCUCUCAAGGUAUCAUUAGUGCCUCUAAGCAGUAAUUGAACCAAGUGACCUGAAAGAGUUAAUGUAACUUGGCACAGUAUCUAACCUGCUACAGGGAGUAGCUUAAUUUCUGAGAAAAUCUAGCCCAAUAUAAUUCUUUCUGGUUUUGUCACAGCCAAAAUAUGGGCAGUUCUUCACACUGCUUUGACAAUAUAAUAACUGGUUUUACUCUGAGGAGAAUGUGUACUUCCCUUAAAGGAGCCAAAAUUUGAGCCUAGUGCAUUUCCAGCAUUACUGAAUUCAAAUGUCUAUGUUUUUUGCCUAAAAGACUAUAUCUUCAAAAACGCUGCCACUUACAACACUUUGUAUUUUUGUUGCCUUUGAAAUGGUCUAAUUCAGAAACUGUGUGGUUUAAGUUAUACUGAGAGCACCUUAAAUACCUUAUGAAACAAAAAAUUCAUAAAGGAGUAAAUAAUCCCAGGCUAAAUUCAAUGGCAUUUGAAUACACCAUACAUUGACUGUAUAGGCAUAAUCCAAUGUGCUGUUGUGUGCAUAUUCGACUCCAUGAUGGUAUACAUAAAACUAGAGUAAUGUAAAAAGUGUUAUACUGAAAACUAAAGUGUUCAAUGUUUACUUCCAAUAAAAAUUAAAGUCAUUCUUUAGUAAGUUUUGAAAUGUUGUUGAUGCCUUUAUGGCAAAUUUUCUAGAAAGCUAUUCCUAUUUCAUAGGUUUUUCUCUAAAUUGUUUCAGCAUUUGAGGUGCCUCCUCCAAAAUUAAUUAUAACUCCUGGCACCUAGCCAUUUCACAUCUAUUCAUCUUCAAUUCAGAGCAAGGAAGUAAACAGAAGGCUGACAAUUUCCCAUACAGUUUUUUAGCUCUAAAGUCCCUUUAUACAAGUACACAUGACCUCAAAAAGCUCAUGCAACUAUUGUUCCUCUUGUAAAUAGGGUCUAUUAGCAAAAGUGGAAUUCAGUCUCAUGUGGGGUGAAUUAAAUGAUUUUCACAGGUGAUGACUUUUCCUUACCUUGAAUGCGUACUUUGGAUGUCAUGACAUGAUGUGAGUUCACAUUUAGAUAUUUAUGCAGCUGUUGUGAGGUCUUUAACAUUGAAACUGGCCAAAAUUAACUGUUCUGAAAUCUUUAUUUUAUUGAGGUGUCACAAUUAAAUGGUGAUUUGACCACUAUCUUAACCCCUUUAGGGAAGGAAUAAGCCAAAAUUACUGUUUUAGUUUCAAGGGAGAAAUGAGAGGGAUGUUUUAUUUUUAGACAUUGUCAAUGGCGUUUGAGGAAGUAUCAUUUUGAAAAAUACCCUGGGAAUUCCAGCAGCAUGUCAGGAAUUUCCAUCAACACAGCACAGUUGUGAAGCUCUUCAAUUACUACUAUAGAAUUGUCUUUGUUGAUGGCAAAAUAAUGGUACUAUUUUCAUAAUGAGGAAUAUCUACUAGCCAACAACCGUGCAGAAUGCUGAAAUUAUCAAGCAUAUGUACUUCAUAGAAUUGUUGGUCAUCACCAGCUAUGUUAGUAGCUUUCUCCCUGUAAUAUUGGUUUAAAAAAAUGUAAAAAUUCACAAAACAGAAUUAUUUAAACUGAACAAAAGAGUCGCGGUUGGCCACAAGAAUCACCUAUUCCAUUAUUAUUAUUAUAGUAUCGAGUGCUUACUAUGUGCAAAGCACUAUUCUAAGCACUGGGGUAGAUACAAGCUAAUUAGGUUGGACACAGUCCCCAUCCCAUUUGAGAUUCACAGUCUAAUUAGUAGGAAGAACAGGAAUUGCAUUCCAAUUUACAGUUGAGGAAGUUGAGGCACAGAGAAGUUAAGUGAUUUACCCAUUGGCACACAGCAAGCAAUUGGCAGAGCUGGGAUUAGAACCCAGGUCCUCUGAUUUCCAGAGCCAUGCUCCUUUCACUAGGCCACACUGCCAUUACAGAUUUCUAAGUCCAUGGUUUUACUUCUAGAUUUUUAAAAUGGGGGGGAAAAUGACAAACUUAUUCAGUUCUUGGAAAAAAGUUGACAUCAAACAGAUGCACAGGUGUAUUGCUAGUUCUAUCAUAGUUUGGAAAUUGCAUAUUGUAAUGUAAAUGUAUGUCAAUGCUAUUUUGCUUAGUUCCAUUUUGGCAAGACGAAUUCAAAAUGUUUAUAAAAUGUGGAGUGUGUGUGCAUUUAUGGAUGUGUAUGGGUGUAUCUAUGAGUACUUUUUAAAAUAGGUGUAUGUCCUGACCUUUUUUUUUUAUACUGGUUUGAAUUUGAAAUUUCACUAUAGAUAUAUACAUAUACUUUAUUGUUCUAAAUAAAGAAUUAUAUGCACUACAAA
This is a messenger RNA of Tachyglossus aculeatus (Australian echidna), 4961 nucleotides long. RefSeq names its product KIT ligand (gene KITLG). The transcript has 10 exons. Gene Ontology annotation, biological process: positive regulation of cell population proliferation; cell adhesion. The coding region runs from base 256 to 924 and encodes 222 amino acids. NCBI's taxonomy places the organism in Eukaryota, Metazoa, Chordata, Mammalia, Monotremata, Tachyglossidae. Gene Ontology annotation, cellular component: plasma membrane. The record is from RefSeq and is a predicted model, not a curated record. Gene Ontology annotation, molecular function: cytokine activity; stem cell factor receptor binding.